UUGCAUUAUUAUCUAUGGUCGCAUUAAAUCUUCUCUAUGCAUGUCUAUACACGUCAAAUGUAUUAUACUAUACAAUACUAUCCUAAAGAAACGAAAGAAACAAAAGAUUCAAAAUGACUGGUGAAAUCAUUUUAGGAGUUAAAUUAGUUUCCAACCAAUGUCAACUUAUUAGGAUUGAAAAUGUAGAUUUAGAAGGAAAAGUUUAUUUACUUAAAGAUGAAGCAGCCAAGAGAGUAAAUGUAAAGAAACAAGAUAUAGAUUUUAUUUAUCGUGGAAUGGUGCUUGAGGAUGAUAUAUCUCUUUCAUCUUAUAAUGUAAAGCCCGGUGGGCUAAUACAUGUGUUACAAAAAAGAGUAAAGACGGAGGCUCCUGCUGCUCGUACAUUUUCAGAAGUUGAUAUACAGCAACUGGUAAUUGCUUUUAAAACCUUUACUCAUACAGCAAGUUGUAGGACUGCCUUACAGAGAUUAUCUAGACCUGAAGUGCUAGAAAAUAUCAUUGCUGCUACUCCUGGUUUAUCUGAAGAUCCAAUAGCUCUAUCAAUAAUACGAGAUCCAGAAUUAAUUGUUCAACUUUCUGAUGUAGAAACUGUUCGGAAAAUUGCUCAGAAACAUCCUAGCUUAUUAGAAGCAGCCCAUCAUAUUGCUGCUCAUGUUCACGAAGAAGCUGCAAAUAUUAGUCAAAAUCAAGCAAGUACCAGUACAGGUUAUUCAUAUUCCCUAGAUGCCUUAUCUGAUGAUGAGGAAAUGGAUUCUCCAAGUAGUGAAGGCUCUCCGAGAACUGCAGUCCCUCUGCAGCGCAAUGCAUCAUACAAUGCAAUUACAGCUGCUCAAUUAGCAGCAGCUAUAGCUAAUGUCACUAACUCAUCUUUUGAUUCACAAAUAUCUUCUACUGCACCAUCAACUCCUAAUUCAGCCAGCUCAGUCAUUACUAGCGAAAUGUUUAGCAAUGCAAUACAACAGGCAUUUGCAUCAUCACCUGCAUUUGGUUCUAACUCCUCCCCAUUUUUUGCGCCAGUUAGUAGCCCAUCCCCUGCUGAUGCAGUUGAUACUGUAAUUUCAAGAUGGCAAUCUCAAUUACGGCAAAUGCAUGAAAUGGGAUUAACUAAUGAUAUUGUCAAUGUUCGUGCAUUACAAACAACAUCUGGAGAUGUUCAAGCUGCUAUAGAAUUAGUUCUGAGUGGAGCCUUUGAUUGAUUAUACAAUUUUUUUAAUAGUUCGUUUAUGAACAAUUUCUCGUGUACAUAUCUCCAGAAUAAACUUCUAAGUUAUUAA
Agrilus planipennis (emerald ash borer) is the source of this 1274-nucleotide messenger RNA. RefSeq names its product ubiquitin-like protein 7. Gene Ontology annotation, molecular function: polyubiquitin modification-dependent protein binding. Gene Ontology annotation, cellular component: cytosol. The record is from RefSeq and is a predicted model, not a curated record. Lineage: Eukaryota; Metazoa; Arthropoda; Insecta; Coleoptera; Buprestidae. The coding region runs from base 114 to 1196 and encodes 360 amino acids. Gene Ontology annotation, biological process: ubiquitin-dependent protein catabolic process. The transcript is spliced from 3 exons.